Messenger RNA from Marmota flaviventris (yellow-bellied marmot), 3482 nucleotides. It is a transcript of the gene Zxdc, whose product is annotated as ZXD family zinc finger C. NCBI's taxonomy places the organism in Eukaryota, Metazoa, Chordata, Mammalia, Rodentia, Sciuridae. Gene Ontology annotation, cellular component: nucleus. The record is from RefSeq and is a predicted model, not a curated record. Gene Ontology annotation, biological process: regulation of transcription by RNA polymerase II. Gene Ontology annotation, molecular function: transcription coregulator activity.
CGGCCGCCGCGCGCCCCCGGGCUACCGCUGCCCCGAGCCGCAGUGCGCGCUGGCCUUCGCCAAGAAGCAGCAGCUGCAGGUGCACCUGCUGACGCACGGCGGGCCCCAGGCGCGCCGGCCCUUCAAGUGCCCGCUGGACGGCUGCGGCUGGGCCUUCACCACCUCCUACAAGCUCAAGCGACACCUGCAAUCGCACGACAAGCUGCGCCCGUUCGGCUGCCCCGUGGGCGGCUGCGGCAAGAAGUUCACCACCGUGUACAACCUCAAGGCGCACAUGCGCGGCCACGAGCAGGAGAGCCUCUUCAAGUGCGAGGUGUGCGCCGAGCGCUUCCCCACGCACGCCAAGCUCAGCUCGCACCAGCGCAGCCACUUCGAGCCCGAGCGGCCCUACAAGUGCGACUUUCCCGGCUGCGAGAAGACCUUCAUCACGGUGAGCGCCCUCUUCUCCCACAGCCGCGCGCACUUCAGGGAGCAGGAGCUCUUCCCCUGCUCCUUCCCCGGGUGCAGCAAGCAGUACGACAAAGCCUGCCGCCUCAAGAUCCACCUGAGAAGCCACACAGGUGAAAGGCCAUUUAUAUGUGACUCGGACAGUUGCGGCUGGACCUUCACCAGUAUGUCCAAACUCCUGAGGCAUAAAAGGAAACACGACGACGACCGGAGGUUCACCUGCCCCGUGGAAGGCUGUGGGAAGUCCUUCACCCGCGCAGAGCACCUGAAAGGGCACAGCAUCACCCACCUGGGCACCAAGCCCUUCGAGUGCCCCGUGGAAGGGUGCUGUGCUAGGUUCUCCGCUCGCAGCAGUCUCUACAUUCACUCCAAGAAGCACCUCCAGGACGUGGGCGCUCCCAAAAGCCGCUGCCCCGUGUCCAGCUGCAAUAGACUCUUCACCUCCAAGCACAGCAUGAAGGCGCACGUGGUGCGGCAGCACAGCCGGCGCCAAGACCUGGUCCCUCCCCUGGAGGCACCGAGUUCGCUCACCCCCAGCAGCGAGCUGAGCGGCCCCGGGCAGAGCGAGCUCAGCAGCUUGGACCUGGCCGCCCUCUUCUCGGAGCCACCCGCCAGCGGAGGUGCAGCGGCCGCAGGGUCGGAGGAGGCGCUGAGUUCUGGAAUCCUCACCAUCGACGUCACUUCCGUGAGCUCCUCCCUGGGAGGGACCCUCCCAGCUAACAGCAGCUCCUUGGGGCCCAUGGACCCCCUGGUCCUGGUGGCCCACAGUGACAUUCCUCCAAGUCUGGAGAGCCCCCUCAUCCUGGGGACAGCGGCCACAGUGCUCCCGCCGGGCAGCUUCAGCGUGGAGGACGUGCACACGGUGACCACGGGACCCGUGGGCUGCCUGGUGGCCCUGCCCGUGGGCCAGGACCCAGCGGCUUUGACCUCCAGUGGCAACUUAGCAGCACACGCCACCACCCCGGCCUCCACCAGCGCCCCCGAGCUGCCAGCCCCCGUCAAGGUGGAGAGGGACCCGCCUGCGGCCCCACAGCAGGCAGGCCACACGCCACCCCCACCCGUGUCCUGCAGCCCCCCAGAGCAGCACAGUGCCCAGGACACAGAGCCCGCUGCCAGCCCCGGCGGCCUCUACCUGCUGUGUGACGUUGGGUUCCCUCGUGUCCCUGAGUACAAAUGGUGUGUGGUGACUGGGCCCCAGGAAAGUGGGGGCUCAGCAAGAACUGAUUCCCGGGCCGUGCAGCUAGCCCAGAAAAAAAAGGAAGGAGCGGCCCGCCGUGCAGGAGCCCCCAAAUCCACUCAGAGGAAACUCAGAGAUGGCCAGUGUGGGCCUCCCUGCCUCCAGGGAGGCCAAAGCAGCUGCCCGCGUGGGAGCCUCUCCAGGCCCCUCGGAGGUCUGCCAGGAUCCGCUCUGACAGCUGGGCUCCAGUGCGUCCAGGUUCCAGUCCUGCAGCCUGUCUCCCUGCACCUCUGCAAGCUCUUACCUCGGUCAGGACUGGCGCACCAGGAUGAUCCCUCGGGUGAAGGAGUCCUGCCUCUGGCCCUCAGUCCCCAGCCCUCGGCCUUCUAUCCCUGCUUCACCCUGGAUUUGCCUGUCUACGUCCUCCAGGAGGUCCCUACGGACCCCGGAGGCACUGCCGGGCCAGCGGCUGCACAGGCACCAGGAAGCACCAUCAACCUCAGGGACCUGCAGUGACACCCGCCCUCUGGAGCACGUCCAGGCUGCGCUUCCCCAGGUGACACCGAUGACAUGGUACCAGGGGCUCAGAGGCCCCCCUUGGUGUCCACCCAGAAGCCUCGCCUCGUUCUUCAGAGACUUUGGGUCCAUUUAUCAAAAACUUUGAUUUCCAUCAGGAACCAUCUGGGCCGAACUUUUUGACACUGUCCUGACGGGGAGGCGCCCUCUCGGGCGGUGCCCGGUGUGUGUGGCUGCCGUUCCCAGGUCCCAGUGGAUCUCAGUUUGUAAUUGUUGCAUCAAAAGGAAAAAAAAAAAGAUCUAUAUAGGAAGUAGGGCAGAGUCAGGUCCUGCUCCAGGACAACCCUGUCCCCGGGGCUCUCCCACCACCAGUGUUUUAUUUUACAUCGUGUGUGCCCAGGAAAGAUCUAGAAAUCCCAUCUUCUGUGACAGGCCACUUCUCAGUGCUUGGGAUGGUGGUCACAGUGGGCCCAUCUUGCCAAUCUUAGCCCCAGGGUGAAGCCAGACCCCAGUCCGUGUUCCAGCAAGACAGAGACAGCGAGUUUGGGAGGAAGGUGACCAGGGACGCCCUGGGACCUGGGUCCAGCCAAUGGGGAGCUGCACAUUUGGAUGCGAAAGUUAAAAAAAAGAAAAAAGAAAAAAAACCUUUUCAGAUGCCGUCUCUAAGCUCCACGUUUGGCUAUUGUUAAAUAGUAAGUGACCACGGUGCCUAAUGCCAUCUCCUGAGUGCUGGGACUAAUGUGAGGGACCGUGACAGUGGCACACAGAUGGCUCUUAUGGUACAGGUGGCCGGUGUACCCACACUGCGCCCACUGCCCUUUCCCCAGGGGGUGUCCCCUGGGAGGAGAUGUCCAUCACUUGGCACACACCAGCUGGUCAGUACCUGGACACAGGACCCCCAGAAUGCGUCCCUUCCCCCUGGUGCCUUUGAAGUUGACCCCGAUGCGGCUGCGGGUCCCACCUAGGCAUCCUGCCACUCAGCGCUCCCUCUGUUCCUGUUUUUCUCUAAUUUGGGGACUUUGGCCUCCGGAGGGGGAGGCCAAGUGUGCCGAGCCUCCUCUGUCUGCUGUCCCUCCGGAAAGGAACUGAGGCCAUUUGGGAGCCACUCCUCUCCUCAGGUCCCUGUGCUGCUGACAGGCCACGUUCUGGGGUCAUCUGUGCCCACCUGUCCUCCAGGGGCCUCCCGUAAUGGGGAGCCCCUCUCGGGUGAGCCCCUGCGUCUCCCACUGGGCGUCACCACCGAGGGGUUAAAACUGGCUGGCGGAGCGCUGGUCACCGAGGCUGCCUGCCUGGCGACCGCCACCUCGGAGUGCAAGUGAAUAAAGGUUUUUGUAUUGUCGUG